Molecule: messenger RNA, 1388 nt
Organism: Ctenopharyngodon idella (grass carp)
Lineage: Eukaryota; Metazoa; Chordata; Actinopteri; Cypriniformes; Xenocyprididae
Gene: c6h1orf74
Product: chromosome 6 C1orf74 homolog
Exons: 1
Coding region: 374-1159 (261 amino acids)
Source: RefSeq, a predicted model, not a curated record
AUUUGUUUCAUAAUUGUAUUUUGAAACACUUUUAACUUGUUUGAACUUUUAACAGGAUGUUAAAAGAAGAGAUUUUGAUUCACCCCAGUGACUCGAAUCUUUUGAAUCAUAUUCAACAAAACGAUUCUUUCAGUGCUCAUUUUGCAAGUAUGAAAAAUGAAUCUUUUGUGUUAUGAACAAUUCAAUGAAUCAUUUACUCGAUUCGUUAAAACACCGAGUAGAUAAAAAUGUCUUUCAACAACACCACUACUAUGGACCUGACCAAUGCUAAAAUGCGAGCCUUCUUUAAAUAACUGGUGAACAAUUUAUAUUGUGUGUCCUGCUGUCAACAAAGUAUUAUUUUGAAUUAUAUGUGUCCAUAGAAAGGGGCGCAAUGAUUGCCUCAGAAAUGCUCAUUUCGGCCGCACAGAAGUUAUUGUGUCCUCGAAAGAAACGUUUAUCUCCGUCUACAUGUCUUGAUGUGACUGUUCAAAUAAUGGCUGUGGAUCUGGGCAUCAAACCAGCGCUGUUGUACGACAGUAAUGCAGCAUCUCCAGAACAGCUUCACCUGUACCUCAGUUCACUACAGGAGUCUGGAGUUGUAACCAGUCCACUACGGAUACUGUCCAUUGAUGACAACACAUUCAUUUUUAACCCUGCCACUGUUCAGUCCCACCUGGAUGAACUGCUCCAAAGCAAAAGUCUCCUUCUGAUUGAUGUAUGUCCCUCAAGAAAACAACCUGUCUUGGCUGGCUUGGAAAAGAGAACUGAAGAUAUGAUCAGAAGUCUUUCAGGAUUCUUCAUGAAUGAGCUGGACGAAGGCUCCUCAGUGAUUAUGUUGGGAGAGGAGUUGUAUAAUGACUGGAACUUGUGUACUCUCUUUGGAAUCUUGUUAGGUUAUCCAGCCUCCUACUGGUUUGACCAAACUAAGGGAUUUGGGAACUGUCUGUGUAUGACACCACUGGUGGUGUGCACUGUUUGGGUCACGUGGCAAAUACAUGACAUAAAUCAUCGCUGUUGUCUUUAUUCAUUUAGUGUUCCUGAGGAGCUGUGGUCAGAAGUACAAAGUCAUAUGCAACGAUGGACGGAGCAUUUGAGAGAGAGAUUUAACAAACAGACAGUUCUGACUGAUCUCUGCUUUUCUAGGGAUGCGGUCACUUUGCCCUCUGUGACCCUUUGAAUAAACUUGAUUUAUGUUUCUUUUUAGUAUUGUUAUUUUGUCAUUGUUACAAUUGUAAAUAUGUAUUUUCUCAGAAACACAUUACAUUAAUGGUUUAUUCGUUUAAUUUCUUUUUCCACGCACCACAUAUUUUCAGUAUCAUUUAUGCAUUUCAUAGAUUUGGUACCAAACAACAUAUAAUAAUGUGUGCAUAGUGUUGAAAACAAUAAAACAAGGCAGUGGAUCUCAA